UUUUAAAUUCUCUUCGGCCAUUUACCUUUCCCUGUUCAAAUCCAAUAAUUGAACGAAUUGAAGUUGAAGAAGGGGAAGAUGUUAAAAAAUAUUUAAAAAGAUCAAAAGAAGGAAAUGAAUAUUUGGUUAAUGUUAUUUUAUAUACAGCCAAUUUAAAAGAGAAAAAGCUUUGUUUGAAACAAGAAAUGAAGAAAAUUUUCUUUCCUGACACUAAAGAAGCAAUUACUGCUGCAAUGCAUCAAUUAGAUAUUGAAUUAUUAGAUAUUCUCGAAAAUGCUGUAAAUAAUGGAAGAAUAAAUUUAAAUAAAAAUAAAUAUAAAAAUAAUAAUUCUGCACGUUCUCGACCUAUUUAUUCUGCUAAAACUCAUGACAAGGAAGAAAUUGAUGAAUUUUCUUCAGGGGUAACUGGAUUUGCAUCUCUUCUUUUUCCUAUAGACUGGAGCAAUAGCAAUACUAUUAAUGUCUUAAUCGGAAUUGCUGUUGUUGUUACUCUUAUUGCAUUGGUUGGAUUAAUAGCUCUAUGCGUAUUUCGAUAUAAACAUCGAAGAAUGAGAAGGCACCGAGCAGAGCAAAUACGUCGUCGUCAUCAACAGCAUCAACAACAAGCUUAUCGUAUAGGAGGUGUUGGUGGAGGUUUUCACUCAGCAGCUGGAUUACUUGCUGCCGUUAAUGGAGCUAAAGCAUCUUCUAAUUAUUCAACACAUUUCGAUAAUGGAGGUGCUUUAAAUAGCAGUGGUGGAAUAUUUAAUACAACGGGCCAUUCUUGUUUAUUUGGAAGCAAUAAUAAUUUCUAUAUACCCUCUAAUUCAUCGGGGACAUUAUUGCGAGCUAGUCAUUUUGAACGAGGAAGCAAAUUAUAUGAAUCACAGGCAAGCUUAUUAAUUUUUUGGCAAAACAUUACUUGA
Meloidogyne enterolobii is the source of this 905-nucleotide messenger RNA. NCBI's taxonomy places the organism in Eukaryota, Metazoa, Nematoda, Chromadorea, Rhabditida, Meloidogynidae. The record is from the annotation of a GenBank genome assembly.